UCGGUGAGAGUGACGCGUGUUGUCCCAUAACACCGCUGGUCGGGGAAGAAGACGGAUACCUUCUCGACCUCUACGGUUAGAUGUCUAACCUGCAUAAACAAAUCCUCUCCUGUCCUUCGGAUAAGACUGACAUCAUCGCAGGAAGCAGAGAGGCCAAACAGUGAUGGCCUCAGUUAAAAAAGAUGACAGACUGACGAGUUCUCAGAGCUUCAUGUGCGUCGGUUUCGCCGGGAUUUUCAGUAAAGCCGUCACUUCGCCGUUAGAGGUGGUCAAAAUUAAGAGUCAGGUGGGCACUUUUCACUGUAAGAGGGGUUUCUGGCAAAGUUUUCUCCUCGUCUACCAGAAUGAGGGACUUCGAGCGUUUUGGAAAGGAAACCUCGCCUCUUGUCUGCGGUUGUUCCCUUACACCGCAAUUCAUCUCGCAACAUACAAAAAGAUAGUCCACCUUCACAUGGAUGAACUGGGCUUUAUAUCUCAGUGGAGAGCCAUAUUUGCCGGUGGACUGGCUGGCUUUGCUGCUGCCAUGAUGACAUACCCUCUGGAGGUGGCAGAAACGAGGCUCAUCGCUCAAAGCUGCAGACAGCCCACCUACAUCGGUGUAGUUCACACCCUUUCAAAGAUCUACGGGAAUGAAGGGCUGCCUGCUCUCUACAGGGGCUUUUCUCUCACUUUGUUGGGUGCAUUUCCCUUUUCUAUCGGUUGCUAUGCAGUUUACAUGAACUUGGACAAACUCUGGCAGGAGCCUCCUUUUCGCUUCACUCCCCUUCAGAACUUCAUUAAUGGCUGCCUCGCAGCGGGAGUUGCCCAAACCCUCUCCUACCCUUUUGAAACUGUAAAGCGGAAGAUGCAGGCGCAGAGUGCCCGUCUGCCCCAUUUUGGUGGAGUCGACGUCCAUUUCAGUGGAAUGAUUGACUGUUUCGUACAGGUUGUAAAAAGCAAAGGCAUCCUCUCACUGUGGAAUGGCCUUACGGCCAACACAAUAAAGAUUGUUCCCUACUUUGGUCUUCUUUUCACCUGCUUCGAGAUGUGUAAGCGGGUCUGCCUUUACCGCAACGGCUACAUCGUCUCGCCCCUGAGCUACAAACUUGCACCGGGUGUCGACCAGAGCCUCGGGCCGUCUGAGCUGCAGGAGGCGAAGCGCUACUUGAAAAACCGGGGCUUCGAGUCCUCUCUCGGAAACCGCUGGUGAAACUUCAAAUGAGAAGAGGUCUCACUGCUGACCACACGUGUACAGUUCAAUUAGAUACUUCAGAGAGGCUUAUGUCUGUAAUAAUUGCAUAACAUUUCAGGCUUCAUGUCUUCAUAGAAGGUGCUAACAGUCAGCAGCAGUCUACCUCAGUCUAAACCUUUUUUGUUUGUUUAUCUGACCAUUAUUGGUUCAUCCACACAUCAUGGCUCUCUGUGACUGUUUUUAACGCAAUAUUAUGUUUCUUAGGCAUUGGCUAUUUAUUUUGGGGCUUAUGUCAGUUACUGACAUCAAAUCGUGCUGUACUGUAGUUUGUCCAAAUGUGUUGAAAAUGCGUUUUCACUCUACUUCCGUCAUAGUAUCUUAUCAUAUCUUUAAUGUGCAAUAUAUGUAAACAUGUUGAUGCUUCAUGAGUUUGAGUAGGUUAUAAUUAAACAUGUAAAUGUGCUAACAUGGACUGUGCUGGGAGAAAUGCGUUUUAAAACAUUAAACAUUUCUCACUUUUA
Messenger RNA from Cyclopterus lumpus (lumpfish), 1692 nucleotides. It is a transcript of the gene slc25a43, whose product is annotated as solute carrier family 25 member 43. The coding region runs from base 164 to 1189 and encodes 341 amino acids. Gene Ontology annotation, biological process: transmembrane transport. Lineage: Eukaryota; Metazoa; Chordata; Actinopteri; Perciformes; Cyclopteridae. The record is from RefSeq and is a predicted model, not a curated record. The transcript is spliced from 5 exons.